GCUAGGAGGCGAAAAGGAGGAGGAGGAGCUUUUUCCGUGACGCACAUUGAACGCGACGAAGCCGGGGAAGCCCUUCUUUGAUGACGUAGAAUGAUCGCGACGAAGCCGGGGAAAGAAGAGGGCAAGCUGGCUGGCUAAUGGCGCCGGUGGGGAAGAGGAGCGUUCCUUCGGGAAUGAAAGGGAAUGGCGGCUCGAGAAAGUCGAAGGCUGGCUUGGGCCAGAAACGUCAGUGGAGGAGGGACCCCCGACUGACGAGGGGAAGCGUCCAGGAGGGUAAAGGCUUUGCUUUUUGGCGGAAAAAAAAGAUUCAACGUGAUUAUAAGAAAUUACUGAAAAAAGAAAGCAAUGCAAAUUCCAAAAAGAUUGAAUACACAGAAGAUUAUCCAGAGCACUUGAAGCAUCUUUAUUUAGCUGAAGAAGAAAUACUUAAGAAACAACAGAGACCUAGAAAUAACAAUCAAGGUGUAAAGGAAGUAAAGGAGUCUCCAACACCAAAAUCCAAUACAGUUCGGAGACAGUUUAAAACAAAAACAGCAAACCAGAAAGCAAAGGAAGAUUAUGAAAGAAUAAAGGCUGAGCGAGAUCAGAAAAAAGAGGCAGCCAAACAAAGGAGGGAAGAAAGAGAGAAAGCACAGAAACUAUACAAACAGAAGAAAAUGGAAGCUUAUAAAAUAUUAAGUAAAAGAACCAAGAAAGGACAGCCAAAUCUAAACUUACAAAUGGAGUAUCUCCUUCAGAAAAUACAGCAAAAUCCAUGAACUUUUAUUAUCUUUUUUACUGGUUUAGUCAAAUAUGCUUUUAAUCUCUUCCCCCCCCCCCCCCCCCAUAAGACCUUUUCCCUUCAUUUUUGGAAUAUGAGUUUUUGUUGAAAGUUUGUUAAAUUAUGAUGAGAGGACUUGAAAGGUGAAGAAUAAAACUUACUGCCAAACUCA
Molecule: messenger RNA, 932 nt
Organism: Sceloporus undulatus (fence lizard)
Lineage: Eukaryota; Metazoa; Chordata; Lepidosauria; Squamata; Phrynosomatidae
Gene: CCDC59
Product: coiled-coil domain containing 59
Exons: 4
Coding region: 138-758 (206 amino acids)
Cellular component (GO): nucleus
Source: RefSeq, a predicted model, not a curated record